GAUACAAGCCUUGUCUGUGGUAUUGGGGAUCAUCAUAGCAAGUCUCACAUCAGUAAAAGAGAUUGAAAGGGGCUGAGAAGAUGUUAAAUAGAGAGGCAGGAGAGAGGGGUGUGAUCAGCUCUCGUUGAGAAUCUAACAAGGCAGGAGGGAGAAGAGGGACUCGCAACACCACAGUGCAGCCGUGACAUGAAAGAGAAGCUGUGAAGAGGAGGAAAAAGACAAGGAUCUCCUUAUUCUUUCAAGCAUCAUGAAAAUAACUAUCCAAAUCAUGUGCAUCUUUCUGUUGAUAACCUUGUAUGAGUGUGCAGUAAUCACAGGGGCCUGUGAAAGGGACCUCCAGUGUGGAGUUGGGACAUGCUGCGCCAUCAGCUUGUGGCUCCGGGGGCUCCGGAUGUGCACGCCAUUAGGGCAAGAGGGAGAUGAAUGCCACCCCAUCAGUCAUAAGGUUCCUUUCUUUGGAAAACGGCAACAUCAUACCUGUCCAUGUUUGCCAAACUUCAUAUGCUCCAAAUUCAUUGAUGGUCGAUACCGAUGUUCAAUAGACUUCAAGAGCAUGGACUUUUAAUGGAAAGGAAAGCUGCAUAGUCCUUCCUAAUCUGCAGUGCAUAUUAAACACAUCCUUAUGUCUUUGACAUCCCAUGAGAACAAUUCAGUGUCCAUUUACACAAGCAUUGUCCAUUGACAUUAAUGGAGUCAGUGAUUCAUCAACACCCAAGAAUUGUGCUCACAAAUGAAUCAGGGGAGAGUUUAUAAUAUAAUUGAUUAAUUGAAAUAAGUUUGGGGAAUUGCUGUUUGCACUCCAUCCUAAAAAGGCUGUUGAUCAGUUGUGCUUGCCUAGAGCAGACUCUCCAACCCUCACAUGUUUCAGACUACAUCCCCCAAGAGCCUCAGCCACUGGUUUUUAAAGGUUUUCACAUGCCACCCUGAGCGUGUGUGUGUGUGUGAAAAUCAAAUCAGGAUUGCAAUAUGGGAGGUUCAAACCUUUCCCCCUAUAGAUUUCCCCCAAUAAAAUCCCCUCUGCAACUGCCAGCUGCCCUGUAGGACAAAACCUGUUGUAUGUUCCCCUAGUACUGUGGUCUUGCUUAUAUUUCUUCCUCCUCCUCAUCCAUGACUGCUAUUAAAUCUUUAAAGUUCAAAGUCCCAUCUAGUUUGGCCCUGCCCCGAUUUUCAUUAUUAAAGCCUGAAUAAGUAUUAUAAGUUUUUUUGCUAUUGGGUGAGCUCUGCAGUUGACAUGCACCCCUCUACUGACACACACACAGAGGGAGAGGGAGAGUGCGAGAGAGAGAGUGCUGUAUUCUUCCAGUACCAGUUUCCAGACUUCCAUAUGCUCUGGACAGACUUUUACUUCUUCCCUUAAACACUCUUCCACCUCCACCCCCAGGAACUCAGCCAGUGGAAUUGUUUUUCCUGUUUAUGUAGAUACCAUCCCACAGAUUAUUAAAAAAAUUAUUAAAAUAAGAAGCCAAUUCUUAAAAUAAAUAAAUAAAAACCUUGAAACGUUCCUCAGGGGGGAUGGCUGGAGGGAAAGAGAAAGACAAGUGAUAUGAUUGCCACAAGGACUGACCACAUCUGCAUUCCACACAGCUAGUUCUCACUGGAAUCAAGAGGAAAGCCUUGCUUUUUAUCUUGACUCAAUUUGACAAUGUGUACAUCUAUUGAAAAAUAGGCUGAGCGUGAAUUCCUAGCAGGCUCACUGCUGAAGAUGUGUAUAUCCGAAUCGCAGCCUCAAGUACAUUGCUUUGACUAUGGAUUGAAGCCCAGAAUUACGGGGCCUGAAUAUGCCAUAUAAUAUGGAAUGUUUCUCUGUAAUGUGUACAUUUGUUUUUUUAACCAUCAAGUGUGCUGUAUUGUAUUUUGAAUUAUU
Messenger RNA from Podarcis muralis (Common wall lizard), 1864 nucleotides. It is a transcript of the gene PROK1, whose product is annotated as prokineticin 1. Gene Ontology annotation, biological process: endothelial cell proliferation. The record is from RefSeq and is a predicted model, not a curated record. NCBI's taxonomy places the organism in Eukaryota, Metazoa, Chordata, Lepidosauria, Squamata, Lacertidae.